UUACUGGUCCUGUUAUUUGGCUUGGGCAGGAACGGGUGUUUUUUCAGGAGGGAAACUUCACCGGGCUUUAUCCCGAUUUAAACACGACUAAUUCAUCCAGUUAAAAUAAUACGAGUCAUUAUAGCCAUAUUGAAAGCAGUAUAUCCUUCGCGUCGGACUCAUUAAAGAAAAAGUCUUCGUCCAGUUCAAGGAGCCCACCAGUCAUGUCUGGCAUUGCAUUGAGCCGGCUUGCUCAGGAGCGCAAAGCGUGGCGAAAAGACCACCCUUUCGGCUUUGUGGCUGUGCCGACAAAAAACCCAGAUGGAACGAUGAACUUGAUGAACUGGGAAUGUGCUAUUCCUGGGAAGAAGGGGACCCCAUGGGAAGGAGGCUUGUUCAAACUGCGGAUGCUGUUCAAGGAUGACUAUCCUUCCUCGCCCCCAAAGUGUAAAUUUGAGCCUCCACUCUUCCAUCCUAACGUAUAUCCGUCAGGCACAGUAUGCCUAUCCAUUCUAGAGGAAGACAAGGACUGGCGACCAGCCAUCACCAUCAAGCAGAUCCUAUUAGGAAUACAGGAACUCUUAAAUGAGCCCAAUAUCCAGGAUCCAGCCCAAGCAGAGGCAUACACAAUUUACUGCCAAAACAGAGUAGAAUAUGAAAAAAGAGUUCGAGCACAGGCCAAAAAAUUCUCCCCUUCAUAAGGGUGAAGAUAGUUCGGCUUCGGCAGAAGGAAUGGAUCAAACGUGGAUCACCGCCCCUAUUUCUCUAUGAAUGUGCCCCUCUCACAUCGGGACUCGCUUAUAAGGACUUCUAUUUAAAACUCUUGACAGGCAUUCUGUGCCAUCUUCUACUCUGACCAACCCCCCCCUCUUUUUGUUAAACUGCUGGGCCGGUGUGUGGCGGGUGCAAGGAGGAAAUGGGUGCCGUAGCACCCCGGCCGCUUCCUUUUAGCUGUAUUACUUGUCUUAUGGUGCGAGGGACACAGCAAAGUACCGGUUUCACCAUCGACUCAAAAAUAAUCCGAUCUUCAUCCUCUUUAGAGGAAGAGAACGUCUUAGUUGUCUUUAGGUUUAUUUUUGUUUGUUUUUGCUCUCAAAUAUGGUCUAUUCCUUAAACCCCUCCCCUCUCAUAUUUCCGUGAUUUUAAUUAUGUAAAAUGUGCUAAUUACUUAAUUGUCAGUAUUUCAACUGCUGUAUAAUGAAUGGCACUUUUAUACUGUCAUCUCACAUUUGUCUCUAGUUUGCUCUGUCUGAUUCUCUUAUGCAGGUUUUCUAUUCAGCAUGCUGUAAUAUAAGAAAGUCUGCUGUCUUUUUGUUAUUUGGAGUGUUUGCUAUGAAAAAAGAAAAUGGCCACAUUGACUCGCAAGGCAGGUAGGCUUACGUCUGUAUCAGUCUUUAUGUUUAUAUGGUGCUUUGUUCAUGUAUGUGUUAGAGUAAAUAAACUGUUUCUAUAAAGCCA
Oncorhynchus nerka (sockeye salmon) is the source of this 1437-nucleotide messenger RNA. RefSeq names its product SUMO-conjugating enzyme UBC9-B-like. The coding region runs from base 204 to 680 and encodes 158 amino acids. Gene Ontology annotation, cellular component: nucleus. Lineage: Eukaryota; Metazoa; Chordata; Actinopteri; Salmoniformes; Salmonidae. Gene Ontology annotation, molecular function: SUMO conjugating enzyme activity. The record is from RefSeq and is a predicted model, not a curated record. The transcript has 8 exons. Gene Ontology annotation, biological process: protein sumoylation.